This is a messenger RNA of Paramecium sonneborni, 403 nucleotides long. The record is from the annotation of a GenBank genome assembly. Lineage: Eukaryota; Ciliophora; Oligohymenophorea; Peniculida; Parameciidae.
AUGGACACACAUAAAUAUGUUAAAGCAGGUUUGUUUAUUAAAUGCAUUUUAGGUGAAAUUUUUGUAAAGCAUCAUAAAUUUGGUGCAGAGAAAAUCCGAUUGAUUUACAUUUUAGAUGGCAUGCUCUACUGGACAAAACCUGAUGAUCUGAGUAAAUUAAAGCCUAAAGGGAAGAUAAAUUUAGAAGUUUGAGUUAGUAAAUUAAUUUAAGGAUAUAUUGUAAAUAGAAAAUGGGUUGAAAAAAGCAAAGAAAUUAAAAGACUUUGAUAGGUCGAUAAAUUGUUUUUCAAUCAUAACAAAAGAACGAACAUUAGAACUUGAAGCAUCAAACAUUCAAAUAAAGAAUUUGUGGACAAAUAUCAUAAAUAAUAUUUUAAAAAAAUAAUAGACUCCUUAAUAGUGA